AGCGAUGUGUUCUGAAAUGGUGCAAUACAAGUGCAAAACGUGUAAGAAAUAAGUUAUUAAGGAAACUAUUGUAAAAUUUGAAAACAAUAGUAUAUAUAUUUGAAUAUCAUAAAAACAAAUUUUGUCUGAUAUAAAUAUUUUGUAAAAGAUAAAUUAUAAAGAAAAAAUUGUAUCUAAAAUUAUUUUGACAAUUAUUUUCAAUAAGAAAAGAGGUUAUGGCAAAACACUUAGUACAAAUAAUAAUAAUGGGAACGCAAGUCGUGUUUAGAGCAUUCGCACGAGCAUUGCGAGAAGAAAUUGCGGCAAGUCAAGCAGCUGCACGUAAAACAGGCGGUGGGACACGAGGUGCUCAACAUGCUGCAACAAAUUAUAAAACUGGUAUUUCUUUAGAAGAAGCAUUACAGAUUUUAAAUGUUGAACGAGUGGACCAAAUAGAAGCCAUUGAACGUAACUAUAAACAUCUCAUGGAAGUUAAUGACAGAUCAAAAGGUGGUUCAUUUUAUAUUCAAUCAAAAAUUGUACGUGCUAAAGAACGCAUUGAUGAAGAAAUAAAAAAUGUGAAAGUUCCUCCUCCGAAUAGAAACUCCGAACAAAACGCGUCAAGACGACUUUAACUUAUUUUUAUGUAGUCUAAAUUUAAUUGAUAUAACUUUGAAGUCUGUAUAUAUGCUUGUAAUGAUAUUUUAAUUGCAAAUAAAAUAUAAAAAUAUAAAAUAAUAAA
Messenger RNA from Apis laboriosa (Himalayan honeybee), 721 nucleotides. It is a transcript of the gene blp, whose product is annotated as mitochondrial import inner membrane translocase subunit Tim16. Gene Ontology annotation, cellular component: TIM23 mitochondrial import inner membrane translocase complex. Lineage: Eukaryota; Metazoa; Arthropoda; Insecta; Hymenoptera; Apidae. Gene Ontology annotation, biological process: protein import into mitochondrial matrix. The record is from RefSeq and is a predicted model, not a curated record. Bases 216 to 614 code for a protein of 132 amino acids. The transcript has a single exon.